GCGCCCGGCCACUCCCCGCCGUGCCUGCGAGCGUCCCCGCCGCGGAGCGAGCGACCGCGGGGCUGCCGCCGAGCCGCCGAGAUGCCGGGCCCGUGGCUGCUGCCGCCCGCUGCCCACUUGCUCUGCGUGUGCGCGAUCGCGGGGGCCGCCGCCGCCGCCGGGCCCCGCUUUCUGGUGAGCGCGCCAGCGAUCAUCAGGCCUGGAGGAAGGGUCACGGUGGGGGUGGAGCUCCUGGAACACAGCCCUGCGGUGGUCACUGUGAAGGCCGAGGUGUUGAAGACCUCAUCCAAUCUGACAGUCUCUGUCCUGGAAGCAGAAGGAGUCUUCCAGAAAGGUUCCUUUAAGACACUGACUCUGCCUUCACUCCCUCUGAACAGUGCAGAUGCCAUUUAUGAGCUACGCGUCACAGGACAGUCUCGGGAUGAGAUUUUAUUCUCCAAUAGCACACGCUUAUCCUUUGAGACCAAGAGAGUGUCUGUCUUCAUUCAGACAGACAAGGCGCUAUACAAGCCCAAGCAACAAGUGAAGUUCCGGGUUGUUACCCUCUUAUCAGACUUCAAGCCUUAUACAACAACACUGAAUAUUCUAAUUAAGGACCCCAAGUCCAACUUGAUCCAGCAGUGGCUGUCACAGCAGAACGAGCUCGGAGUCGUCUCCAAGACUCUCCAGUUAUCUUCCCACCCCAUGCUGGGUGACUGGUCCAUCCACGUUCAAGUGAAUGACCAGACAUAUUAUCAAUCAUUUCAGGUCUCAGAAUAUGUAUUACCAAAAUUUGAAGUCACUCUGCAGACACCAUUAUACUGUUCUUUGAAUUCUAAGAAUUUAAGUGGUACCGUCACAGCAAAGUAUACAUAUGGGAAGCCAGUGAAAGGAGAUGUAUUGCUUACAUUUUUACCUCUAUCCUUUUGGGGAGAGAAGAAAAAUAUUACAAAACAAUUUAAGAUCCACGGAGCUGCCAACUUCUCUUUUAAUGAUGAAGAGAUGAAAGAGGUUAUGGAUUUUUCCAGCGGGCACCUGGAGCACAUGGACUUAUCUGUCCCGGGGCCGGUAGAGAUUCUUGCUACCGUGACAGAGUCAUUGACAGGUAUAUCAAGAAACGCGAGCACCAAUGUGUUUUUCAAGCAGCAUGAUUACAUCCUGGAAUUUUUUGACUACGCCACUGUCUUGAAGCCAUCUCUCAAUUUCACGGCCACUGUGAAGGUGGCUCGCUCUGAUGGUCACCAGCUGACUCCUGAGGAGAGGAGAAAUCCGGUGCUGGUGACAGUGACGCAGAGAAACAGCAGCAGUCCCUGGAGCAGGUGGAGCGGGGAGCCCGAGGGCUCCCACACUGUCUGGCACAGGAAUUACACGCUCCCCCCCCACGGAAUCUUCCAGAUCCAGUUCCCCAUCCUGGAUGACGCCAGUGAGCUCCAACUAAAGGCUUCUUUUCUGGAUAGUGUGGGUCACAUGGCUGUUCACGGUAUGUUUACUUCUCCUAGUAAGACAUAUAUUCAGCUGAAAACGAGAGAUGAAAACAUAAAGGUGGGAUCACCUUUUGAGUUGGUGGUUAGCGGCAACAAACAAAUGAAGGAAUUUAGCUAUAUGGUGGUAUCCAGGGGACAGUUGGUGGCCGUUGGCAAACAAAACUCAACAACCUUCUCUCUAACACCAGAACAUUCUUGGGCUCCAAAGGCCUGUAUCAUAGUAUAUUAUGUUGAAGAUGACGGGGAAAUUAUCAAUGAUGUUUUGAAAAUUCCUGUCCAGCUUGUUUUUAAAAAUAAGAUCAAAUUAUUUUGGAGUAAGGCGAAUGCUGAGCCAUCUGAGAAAGUCUCCCUCAGAGUCUCCGUGACUCAGCCUGACUCUGUAGUGGGGAUUUUAGCUGUGGACAAAAGCGUGAAUCUGAUGAAUGCCUCAAAUGAUAUUACCAUGGAAAACGUUGUCCAUGAGUUGGAGCUUUAUAACACUGGAUAUUAUUUAGGCAUGUUCAUGAAUUCUUUUGCUGUCUUUCAGGAAUGUGGUCUCUGGGUAUUGACAGAUGCAAAUCUUGCGAAAGAUUAUAUUGAUGGUGUUUAUGACAAGGCUGAGUAUGCAGAGAGGUUUGUGGAUGAAAGUGACGCCUACCUGGUGGAUUUGCAGGACUUUUCCUCCAUCAGCAAUCCUCGUGUCAGAAAGCAUUUUCCAGAGACUUGGAUUUGGCUGGAUACCAAAAUGGGCUCCAGGAUUUUCCAGGAAUUUGAAGUUACCGUACCAGACUCUAUCACUUCGUGGGUAGCCACUGCCUUCGUGAUCUCUGAAGACUUAGGUCUUGGACUCACAACAACUCCAGUGGAGCUACAAGCCUUCCAACCAUUUUUCAUUUCUUUGAAUCUUCCCUACUCUGUCAUCAGAGGUGAAGAAUUUGCUUUGGAAGUAACCAUAUUCAAUUAUUUGAAAGAGGCCACUCAGGUGGAGGUGAUCGUUGAGAAUAGCGAUCGGUUCGACGUUCUGAUGACUUCCAAUGAAAUCAAUGCCACGGGGCACCAGCAGAUGGCGCUGGUCCCCAGCGAGGAUGGGGUAACGCUGCUCUUUCCGGUCAGGCCCACGCAGCUGGGGGAAACCCCCAUCACAGUGAAAGCCGUUUCACCCACGGCCUCUGACGCCAUCACCCAGAAGAUUCUAGUAAAGGCUGAAGGGAUAGAGAAAUCAUAUUCACAAGCCGUCUUGUUAGACUUGACUGAUAGCAAGCAGCAAACUACUCUGAAAACCUUGAGCUUCUCGUUUCCUCCUGACACAGUCAGUGGCAGUGAGAGAGCUCAGGUCACCACCGUGGGAGAUAUUCUUGGCCCUUCCGUCCAUGGUCUGGCUUCCUUGAUUCAGAUGCCAUAUGGUUGUGGUGAACAGAACAUGAUAAAUUUUGCUCCAAAUAUUUACAUUUUGGAUUAUCUGACUAAAAAGAAACUCCUGACAGAUAACAUAAAGGAGAAAGCCCUUUCAUUUAUGAGGCAAGGUUACCAAAGAGAACUUCUCUUCCAGAGGGACGACGGGUCUUUCAGCGCCUUUGGGAAUGACGACCCUUCUGGGAGCACUUGGCUGUCCGCCUUCGUCCUGAGGUGCUUCCUGGAGGCCGAGGCCUACAUCGACGUGGACGAGAGCGUGCUGCACCGCGCCUUCGCCUGGCUCCGCGCGCACCGGCGCGCCGGCGGGGCCUUCUGGGAGCCCGGGCGCGUGAUCCACCCCGAGCUGCAGGCCGCGGGCGGCGGCUCCCAGCCCGCCACGCUCACCGCCUACGUCCUCACCGCCCUGCUGGCCUACCGCAGCUCCAAGACACACAGCUGA
Messenger RNA from Perognathus longimembris pacificus (Pacific pocket mouse), 3294 nucleotides. Its product is annotated as CD109 antigen-like. Lineage: Eukaryota; Metazoa; Chordata; Mammalia; Rodentia; Heteromyidae. The transcript has 26 exons. The record is from RefSeq and is a predicted model, not a curated record. Gene Ontology annotation, molecular function: endopeptidase inhibitor activity. The coding region runs from base 82 to 3294 and encodes 1070 amino acids.